Molecule: messenger RNA, 527 nt
Organism: Oppiella nova
Lineage: Eukaryota; Metazoa; Arthropoda; Arachnida; Sarcoptiformes; Oppiidae
Source: the annotation of a GenBank genome assembly
CAGGGCCUGAGAGAACACAUUCCAACGCUUCCCUAUGAGAAAAGGCUUUCAAAAGUGGAUACUUUAAGGCUAGCCAUCGGAUACAUCAGCUUUUUAGCUGAAUUGGUCGACAAUGACGGACAGCCAACAGAUCCACUUCAGUCACAGUUAGCACAACAGCCAAAGAAAGUCAUCAUUCAAUGCCAUUUAGGAAGUCAUUCGCUUUCGUGGACUAGCGAUGAGAAAAAGAGUUACAAAAACGGAAAUAUAAUGAUCGCAAAGGUCUGGACACCAGAAGACCCGCGAAGACACAAAAAUAAGUGCACGGAUUCACCCAUCAAUGGCCACGACUUGUUGGCCGAGUGCUGUUCCACUAUUACAGACGUUUCCAAUUAAUUACUAUUUGGAUAAAACUGUACCCGAGCUUAAUAUAAGUGACCACAAUAUUUAAAAAUUCAAUUUGAUUCUAGUCUUGAAAAUAGUUUACCCAAAAGUAUUUGUAGUCAAAUUUCAAUCAAAAAUUGUAUAAAAUUUUAUUUCAAAAGUGU